AUGGAUUAUUCUCUUUCACAAGCCCGACCGCAAGAAGAGGAAGUAGAAGGAGGAGGAGGAGGAGGAGAAGUAGGAUCACGAUGUGGAAAGUGGGUGGAGCUGCCGGAUGACGUGAUGGCGUCGAUCCUGAGGAGGUUAGGAACAAUCGACAUCUUGGCAAACGUAGAGAGAGUGUGCAAGACAUGGCGCAACAUCUGCAAGGAACCUUCCAUGUGGAGAUCCAUCGAUAUGCGCAAUUUGGGUAAUAUUUUGGACAUGGAGUAUGAUAUUGUCAAAAUUUGCAGGCAUGCUGUUGAUCGCAGUUCUGGUGCGUUGCUUCAGAUCAAUAUCGAAUAUUUCGGCACCGAUGAUCUCCUCCUUUACAUCGCCAAUAGAUCAACAAAGCUCAAAAGCCUUCGACUCGUAUUUUGCCAGAACAUUUCUGACGAGGGAUUGAUUGCAGCAGCUGCUAAAAUUCCAUUGCUGGAAGAGCUUGACCUUUCAUACUGCUCAUUCUCAAAGGUGGCUCUAGAAGAAGUUGGGCACUGUUGUCCUUUAUUAAAAUCAUUCAAGUUAAACACCGCAGGAUACAGACAUCCACGUAUAGAGAGUGAUGAUGAGGCACUAGCUAUUGCAGAAAGUAUGCCUCGGUUACAUCACCUCCAAAUGUUUGGGAAUAAGGUGACAAAUCAUGGCUUGCAGGCUAUUCUUGAUGGUUGUCCUCACCUUGAAUCGCUUGAUGUGCGCCAGUGUUUCAAUGUUAUCUUGGAAGGGCAGCUGGGGAGAAGAUUUAGUGAACGCAUCAAAGAUUUGCGGUAUCCCAAUGAUUCCACUGAUGACUAUCCUUUCGAUACACGAGUUCCUAACAUUACAUCGUCUGAUGAGGAAGACUACCCUUCUGGAUUUUCUGACAUUGAUUUCAUGUCUGAUGAUGGUGCCUAUUAUGAUUUCUCAGAUGGCAGUAAUUUUACUGAUGAUUAUUAUGAAGGAUAUGAUGGGUGGCUGGAUGAUGUAUUUAUGUUCUAUCCAGGCGAUUAA
Messenger RNA from Dovyalis caffra, 1017 nucleotides. NCBI's taxonomy places the organism in Eukaryota, Viridiplantae, Streptophyta, Magnoliopsida, Malpighiales, Salicaceae. The record is from the annotation of a GenBank genome assembly.